Daphnia pulex (common water flea) is the source of this 1038-nucleotide messenger RNA. RefSeq lists its product as uncharacterized. NCBI's taxonomy places the organism in Eukaryota, Metazoa, Arthropoda, Branchiopoda, Diplostraca, Daphniidae. Bases 655 to 1023 code for a protein of 122 amino acids. The transcript has 2 exons. The record is from RefSeq and is a predicted model, not a curated record.
CUCAAUGCAAAGAAUAACUUAAUUUCUACUGUGCCGCCCGUCGGACGUGGCCAGCCUCCACCAUCUACCGCUGCUGCACAGCCCGUCGGACGUGGCCAGCCUCCAACAUCUGCCGCUGCUGCACAGCCCCUCGGACGUGGCCAGCAUCCAACAUCUACCGCUGCUGCACAGCCCGUCGGACGUGGCCAGCCUUCAACAUCUGCCGCUACUGCUCCGCCUGUGGGCCGGGGCCAGCCACCUACAUCAGCCGCUCCUGCUCCACCCGUUGGCCGGGGCCAGCCACCUACAUCCACAGCUGCUAUUGCUCCGCCCGUGGUACGUGGCCAACAUCCGCCACCAGCAGCUGCUGCUCCGCCCGUGGGCCGUGGCAAACCACCAACAUCCGCAGCUGCUAUUGCUCCUCCCGUGGAACGUGGCCAACAUCCGCCACCAGCAGCUGCUGCUCCGUCCGUGGUACGUGGCCAACAUCCGCCACCAGCAGCUGCUGCUCCGCCCGUGGUACGUGGCCAACAUCCGCCACCAGCAGCUGCUGCUCCGCCCGUGGUACAUGGCCAACAUCCGCCACCAGCAGCUGCUGCUCCGCCCGUGGUACGUGGCCAACAUCCAUAACUGGCCGCUAUUGCUCCACCUGUCGGUGGCUGGCUAAAAUGUCAUAUGCAAGUCAUAUAUGAUUUGUUCAAUUUCCUGACAGGAACUAUCGGGACAGCGGCCAUUAUCCGGAGUUUCCCAACCGAAAAUGGUUAUUUUACAACAGUUGAAGUACCUGGUGACCCAUUUGUGGCCCGGUACGCAACUGCCGACAACUACGUUGACGAUAACAAGCGAGAGGCAGCAACGAUUUUUGUCAAUCAUCUUAUAAAUUUAGGCGUGGUGACCCUAAACGGGCGUAGGUUCACCACAGGCCCAAAUUUGAAACAAUACGCCAGCAGCCUAGAAAUGUGGAACAGGGGAUAUUACAACGUGCACAAUGCACGUUGUGCAGUAGAAAAAUAUUUUGGCCGGAGAAAUUUUUAUUUCUCAUAAACUGGAGGACCCGGU